This is a messenger RNA of Schizophyllum commune H4-8, 1608 nucleotides long. RefSeq lists its product as uncharacterized. The transcript is spliced from 3 exons. NCBI's taxonomy places the organism in Eukaryota, Fungi, Basidiomycota, Agaricomycetes, Agaricales, Schizophyllaceae. The record is from RefSeq and is a predicted model, not a curated record. The coding region runs from base 1 to 1608 and encodes 535 amino acids.
AUGAGUCCUGAUCCACCACGUCUUCAUGCCCGCGCCUCGUUGACCGAGGAGAGAAUCGUUUACAAGUUCGGGACACUUGACAUCACUGUCGACGCAGUCGAACCAGCUCACAGUAGCCGUGCUACUGGACCAGGUAUUGUCGAUGUCGACUCUGAUGACCUCUUCGACGCUCCCGAAAAUUUCAAGACCGACGAUCCUAUUUCUCAGCUAUGUAGCUGCGAUCUUGCGAGGUUUGCUGACGAGGAAAGGCGCCUUGCCUUGCCCGUCAAGCCCGGUGAUGUCGCCCGCACUCGCAGACCGCUUCUAUCUACCUUUAAGCCUUUGAUCCCUGAGGAUCUAGCACGAGCGGAGUGGCUCAGAAAAAAUCGAGCAACUACGCUUGGCAAGAGCUCUCGAGGCUCUUUCGCUCCUAGCCUGCCUUUUGCCAAGGCUAUUCUCUCGCGUCACUCGGCAACAUCCUUGAACUCCCCUUCUUCCGCAGUCCAACCUGCCACGUCACCUUCUCGCCCAGCCUCUCGUGCGAGCGCGCAGUCCUACCAGUCCGGCUCUGGAGAUCUUCGGCCAUGCGUAGUGUUGCGCGCAGACGAACGUGAAACAGACGUCGAUGUUUUCUUGAUGGGCAAAUUCCGUGGCACGCCAUACACCGAUCUCCCCGCGGUCCUUCGCGAAUACUUUCUCACCGUCUACACUACCACCGGCGAUGAUCUCCGCAUCGAAGGACAGCCGGAUCGGGCACACAUUCAUACUAGCCCAUGCUGGACAACAGACACGACGGCGUACCUCAUACCGCUUGUUGUACAUGUUCCCCGCACGGAAUUCGAUAGCUACAACACGACGGUGGCGAACAAAGACGGAGAGAAGGAGGAGCAUUGCACAUAUGUCAACAACAAAUCCAUGGACUGCUUGAGGCAGUAUCACAGGGCCGCGCUUGCGCGCCAUUCUCGCACACUGAACGAUGAGAGGGAGAGGCGUAACGUGGCGCAGGCCCUGUUCAAACAGACCAAGAUAGUGGACCUGUUUGAAGAGGACUUCAGAUCUAUGCACUCCAGCCCGUCAAAAGCCGACGCAUCGACUUCAUGGCGUAGCGACAAACCGGGUGUGCGAGGGAGGUUGGCGGGCCUCUUUGCACCAAAGGCAGCCAGCACGGGGGCUGAGAGCACGACGAGCGGCGGGGCUGCGGCUACGAGUCCGCUUAGGCAGACCGCGUCCCCUGUAUGUCCCCCACAGAUCGUGCUUCCGGACCGUCGUUCGGGCAUCGACGGUCCAUCGUGGCGCCGAGGUUCUCCCACACCUCUGGGUACUACGCCGAAGCCACCGCUAUCGGACACUCAUCUCCUUCCUGUCCCCGACAAGCCGGCAUCGAGAACAAGAACGAGGACGAAGACAAGCUCGGGAAAGCGAUCUCCUUCGGUCGCAUCCUCUGUGCGAUCUUACAUCAGCUUCGACAAGACGCUCCAAUACGCCAAGCACCACGUCGCAGGCGAACACCGAGGACCCCAGCCUGUCCAAAGGCAGUCUUCGUUCUCAGGGUGCGUAAGGCUCAAUUGUGCCCGCUGUUUCGUUCGUGGAGAAGGUACCGUGCAGAAAAUCAUAUAUUCUCAAAUGUAG